Molecule: messenger RNA, 3440 nt
Organism: Jaculus jaculus (lesser Egyptian jerboa)
Lineage: Eukaryota; Metazoa; Chordata; Mammalia; Rodentia; Dipodidae
Gene: Angptl2
Product: angiopoietin like 2
Exons: 5
Coding region: 464-1945 (493 amino acids)
Source: RefSeq, a predicted model, not a curated record
AGCGCCUGCAGCCAACCAGGGUCAGGCUGUGCUCACAGUUUCCUCUGGCGGCAUGUAAGGGCUCCACAAAGGAGCUGAGAGUUCAACUGAGGCUGCUGCAGUUGGCCCAGGGAUGGACCCCAAGCCCUGAGUGGAGCUGCCCGAGCUCCAACCUGCAGAGCAUGACAGUGAGGUGGCUGCUGGUUGUGCCGUGACAGAGUAGGUUGGAAGCAGCCCCUGAGGCACCCUGGCCAGCCCCAUCCCCACGGAGCUGGCUGUGAACAGAGGCCAGUGAGGCAGGGCUGCUUGGCAUCCAGUCCACCCUGCGACUCAGGACCCCUCCUAAGGGAAGCCAUGGCCAGGCUGCCCCACUGACUGACGGCACGGUGAAGCAUGUGAGGCGCUGCUGCCCUGGAGCCGAGCAGGAGGGAAGAGGCUUUCAUAGAUUUCAUUCAUAGAGGAUAACCACCACCGUGCAAGGACCAUGAGGCCACUGCAAGUGACCUGCUGGUGGCUAGGACUGCUGGCCGCCUUGGGAGCUACUGCAGAUCCCGAUGAUGGUUUUGAGGGUCCAGAGGAGGGCUCGCCGAGGGAGUACAUUUACCUCAACAGGUAUAAGCGGGCAGGUGAGUCCCCUGACAAGUGCACCUACACAUUCAUCGUGCCCCAGCAGCGGGUCACAGGUGCCAUCUGCGUCAACUCCAAAGAGCCAGAGGUGCUCCUGGAGAACCGCGUGCACAAGCAGGAGCUGGAGCUGCUCAACAAUGAGCUGCUCAAGCAGAAGCGGCAGAUCGAGACGCUGCAGCAGCUGGUGGAGGUGGAUGGAGGCAUCGUGAGCGAGGUGAAGCUGCUGCGCAAGGAGAGCCGCAACAUGAACUCGCGCGUCACCCAGCUCUACAUGCAGCUCCUGCACGAGAUCAUCCGCAAGCGGGACAGCGCACUCGAGCUCUCCCAGCUGGAGAACAGGAUCCUCAACCAGACGGCUGACAUGCUGCAGCUGGCCAGUAAGUACAAGGACCUGGAGCACAAGUACCAGCACCUGGCCACGCUAGCCCACAACCAGUCGGAGGUCAUUGCACAACUUGAGGAGCACUGCCAGAGGGUGCCUGCGGCCAGGCCCAUGCCCCAACCACCCCCUGCCACCCCACCUCGAGUUUACCAACCACCCACCUACAACCGCAUCAUCAACCAGAUCUCCACCAAUGAGAUCCAAAGUGACCAGAACCUGAAGGUGCUGCCACCUCCUCUGCCCACCAUGCCCACCCUCACCAGUCUCCCAUCCUCCACCGACAAGCCAUCCGGCCCAUGGAGAGACUGUCUACAGGCCCUGGAAGAUGGCCACGACACUAGUUCCAUCUACCUGGUGAAGCCUGAGAAUACCAACCGCCUCAUGCAGGUGUGGUGUGACCAGAGACAUGACCCUGGGGGCUGGACCGUUAUCCAGAGGCGCUUAGAUGGUUCUGUCAACUUCUUCAGGAACUGGGAGACAUAUAAGCAAGGGUUUGGGAACAUUGAUGGCGAGUACUGGCUGGGCUUGGAGAACAUCUACUGGCUGACGAACCAAGGCAACUACAAACUGCUUGUGACCAUGGAGGACUGGUCUGGCCGCAAGGUUUUUGCAGAAUAUGCCAGUUUCCGCCUGGAGCCUGAGAGCGAGUACUAUAAGCUGCGGCUGGGGCGCUACCAUGGCAAUGCAGGCGACUCCUUCACCUGGCACAAUGGCAAGCAGUUCACCACCCUGGACAGAGACCAUGAUGUUUACACAGGAAACUGUGCCCACUACCAGAAGGGAGGCUGGUGGUAUAAUGCCUGUGCCCACUCUAACCUCAAUGGGGUCUGGUACCGUGGGGGCCAUUACCGAAGCCGCUAUCAAGACGGUGUCUACUGGGCUGAGUUCCGAGGAGGAUCCUACUCGCUGAAGAAAGUGGUGAUGAUGAUCCGGCCCAACCCCAAUACCUUCCACUAAGUCUGCAACCCCUUUGGCCACUCAUGGCUGUUGCCGGGAGCCAUCCCAGUCAUGCAGGCCAAGGACAACUCCUCACCAGUUCAUUCCGGGCUGGAAGGACGAGACGCUGGACUCUGCUUUCCAAAGUCACUGUACCAGUUAAUGGAACUGAGCUGAUACAGUGUUCUCCAUCCUCCCACUUUCUUCACACCAUAUAGCCCCUCAUGUUCCCAGGACAGGUCAGGACUACAAAUAGCUCCUUCCAAAAAUCAAUUAAGUUCCUCCAAUAAAAACACAAAACACUCUCAUGACAGACGUGCAUAUGAGCCACCACAUGUACAUACUCUUAGACACAUCUCACAUGUGGGAUGCCUAGAUACACAGGGGUUUGCCAUAUACGCUUAACUAGUCUGUACUCAGUUCUCAGAUGCAGAAGCUGCUGCCACAGCUUCUCUCAGGAAAGUGUUUCCUUAGUGCUGUGGUAUUUGAGUCUAACAACAGAACACAUACUGCAAAGGCCUGAUUCAAAGAAGAAACCUGGCAUCAGCAUGUCUGGUUCUUUCAGGAAUGUCUACAAGGCUCAUCUCCUGCACAGGAGAUCCUGGCUUCCUUCCUCACAACCCUAUGAGCACCAGAUCACACUUCAGAAUUCCCUCCCAUCUCAUCGCUGUAGUUCCCCUUCUCAGGACUGCUCACCAUCCCUCUACCCGGUUAUCCCUCAUCCCACACCUUCUGUUCCUCCAUCCCCGGCUCUGUGCCACGGGUCAAGGUACCUCUUCUCCCCUUUCCCCUCCUUUCUCCUAUUCUGCUACACAGGCCUUUCUGUCCAGGCUAGAUUCCUUGGCCUCUGAGGAGGAAGCAGCCUGGGCUCAGGUUCUAUCUGGGAAAGGGAAGGCCAGGCCAAAAGCCACACACUGGCCAUAUAGACUGUGUAUUCAGUUUUGUACCUUCCAUUUAUACAUUAGCCUUCACGUCAUUUUAACCUCCACACAAAUAGCCUGCCUUGCCAGAGAUAGUCAGCUGAAAAGCAGUCACUGCCAAUACAUCAGGGCUCCCAGAUGGCCACAGAUCUGAGGUCCCAUGCUCACAUGGACCAGUCUCACCUCAUCUCUAAGCAAUACUUCCUCUGUGUAUAGGGCCACAACAAGGAAAACUGGCUGCUUCCUGUGAGAUGCAACACCCUUGGGGGCUGUUGGAACCCAUGGCUGGGACAGCACAACACAGCACAGAGGUUCCUGGGUCCUGCCUGGCUCAGGGGUAUAGGACUGUUGCUAAGCCAGGAGCAAUGCAGAUGGAUCCAGAAGAUGAGGCCCUCCUGGUGGGCCCAUGUGCCAGGAGUACGUGGUGAGAGGUGUUUGGUACUGGAUCUGGGUGCGGGCUUAUUACCUCAGCAUUUCUCACAGUGUACCAUGUAGCAUGUUCUGUGUAUAUAAAGGGGAGGGUUUUUAAAAAGAUAUUCUCAGAUUACCCUUGUAAUGACACAAGUCUGCAAUAAAAGCCAUCAGUGCUACAUGGA